AUGAAAUCAACGAAUCAACCUCACCUCCAACCCAUCAACUUCGAUGAGCAUCCAAAAGACGACGCUCACAGUAUAUUUGCGCUGUUUCCGCUGCUACCGAAAGAGUUACGCGUAAAGAUAUGGCGGCAUGCGAUGGAGCGGAAUCGCAUGUUUCGAUUAAACCUCGUACCUAAGCGUGAAAUCAUGGAGUUACGGUUCCCCAUCGAUAAACCAGGCCCCCCUAAUGCAGACGCACUAUCAUUGAUCGAGCGCUACGAAUCAAGAUUUGAGGUUUUUGUCUUUGGACGCCAGCUUCUCAGCAAGUUAUUGCGGGUGAACCGAGAAUCCAGAGACGAGGCCAUGCGAUUGUAUCGAAUUCAUAUCCCUUGCACAUUUGUGGACAAGAAAAACACCGAAACGAAAUCCCAUACGCUUUACUUCAACCCGGACCUCGAUUACGACAUGGACCAAAUGGACCCCUCGAAUCUCAAUGAAAAUGUACGAACGACCCUCCAAAAUGUAUUGAAGGGCCUGCGUGAAGUCCUUUUCUUGUCAACAACCAUGUUCGGCCGCCAGAUCUUGAGUUGGAGGAGCGCAAUUGGAUACAACGGUUAUCUCUAUAACCGAUCUUUUCCUAUUCCCGCCUAUAUACCAACCUUCAAGCAUUUUCCCGUAGACCCGCGUGCCGUUGGGGAUGAUUUGAGAAAAACUGUAGUUGGUAACAGCGACUACGACAGGAGGAGCAUCGAGAAUUGGCAGAAGAUACUAGUAAAAUUUGGCAUCUCCGCUCCCCAGAUCAAGUACAAGUUGCUUUUGAGACAGGAACCACUCGACUAUGGAAUUGUUGUCGAUCGAAAAGGAGCUGAGCAGUGGAUACAGAAGGAGAAAGAGAGGUGGAGGACUCAUUCGGAAGGUCGUGAUGGUGAUAUUGCUAUAGAGGAGAUGGUAAGGCCAGCGUUUGGUUUUUGGAUAUUUCCAUUGGACGCAAUCGAUAGUCCUGCCGUAGAUCAACCCUCACAUGUUCCCAUGUUGGAUCUUUCAAGCUAUAGACCUGAACUCGGGUGCGCCGAGUUCUAG
This is a messenger RNA of Periconia digitata, 1056 nucleotides long. Lineage: Eukaryota; Fungi; Ascomycota; Dothideomycetes; Pleosporales; Periconiaceae. The record is from the annotation of a GenBank genome assembly.